GCACCAUCUUCUUAAGACGUGUCGGUUACAGAAACAAGGUCAGCAAUUAGACCCAAAUCGCAGAUAAUAAAAUCUCUUCCGAAAGAAACGAGCUUUCCUCAUCAUCCUUUGUUUUCUUUUUCCCUUGUGGGCAAAAUCCCUUUGGCCGAGUGCGAGGAAGAGGCCAAAGCAAGAAAAGAAGGUGCUGCGUCGUUUUGCUGAGCUUCAGACUAAGGCAAUCGCUUUCUCCCCCAUCGUCGGCAGGUUAACAAGAUUCCUCGUGAAGAACAAGGAUACGUAUACAUUUUUAAUGAACAGAUAAAUAGUGUAUGGCUAUGUUUGGGAAAAAACAAGGACAGAGGGUUGAGGCAGGAGGUUAAGGAAGAGAGUGAAUGGUGGGUGAUGGGUUUCCUAAGAAUUCUGCAGUAACAAGUUUCAUGCUUGCCUGAUAGGAGUAUGUCAUGGGUAUCUUCUGGAUUACAUCAGUUCUCUCCCAUUAAUAUCUUCCUUCUCCCCAUUUUGGGCUUCGCACCCAUCCGUAUUCUAACCAAUGUUCCAUAAAUACCAAAGUGGAGAAGAAAGUGUGAAACCAUACCAUUAUACUUAAAGCGCCCCCGAGUCCAAGGAGAGAGAAAAAGUCCCAGUCCCAGGAAUGGGAAAGUUUCAUGCUUAGCCGAUUCUUCCAUUGUGAUUCCGAGUAUAAAACAAAAGGGUCGCCGUAAUUCCGAAUAAUCCUUUGGGUUUGUUCCGAGACAGAGAGAAAAGAAAAACUUUUUUCUUUUUGGUUUGUCCUGCAAAACUCGAGGGGGUGGGAUCGAAAAUGAUGAAGGAGGUGGGGAUAAUAGGAGGACUGGUGGGAGUACAGUGCGUUUACGGGGUGAUGACGAUGCUGCUGAAUCAGUUGAUGUCUCUGCAAUUCGACCCUCUCACCAUUGUUGUCUUCUGCACUUUCGCCGCUUUUCUUAUUCUCACGCCUCUCUCUCUUCUCCUUGAAAGGAAACUGUGGCCCAGAAGUCUGAGUUUGAAGUUGGUGACCAAGUUGGUUUUGCUUGCCGUCACUGGGGUGACACUGUUCCAGAGCAUGUACCUGGAGGGAAUGAAACACACUUCUGCAUCAAUGGCGACAGCGAUGCCCAACCUUUGUCCCGCUUUCAUUUUUAUCAUCGCCUGGUGUUUUGGGAUGGAGAAAGUGAAGCUAAGUUGUGUAUACAGCAGAGUGAAGAUAGGAGGAACAGUGCUGUGUGUGAUGGGAGCCUUUGUCAUGAGCUUAAUGCACAGCACUUCUUCUUCUUCAUCAUCAUCUUCCCCAACUUUCGACAAGGACAAAGUCUUCGGUUGCAUCCUCCUCCUCGUCGGUGUCCUCGUCCUUUCCUCUAAUCUCGUCCUUCAGGCAUCGAUAUUAAGAGAGUUUCCAGCGCCAAUGUCACUGUUCUCGGUGGUGUCAUUCAUUGGAACGAUCAGCACGGCGGCUGUAGUGUUAAUCCAACAUGGCAACCUAAACAUUGGGGGUUCAGCCACAGGGCUAGGCACUCUCAUCGGCUGUGCUCUUCUGGGAGGGAUAGUGAGCGGAGGGAGCUUGAGCUUCAAUGGAUGGGUGAUAAAGAAGAAGGGACCAGUUCUGGUGUCAAUGUUCAGUCCCAUAGCCACUGUUGUCUGUGUCCUUGUCUCCUCCCUUUGCUUGGGAGAGCCUUUCAGCGUUGGAAGCUUUGUGGGGAUGGGGUUGAUGUUCGGAGGACUGUAUUUCGUGCUGUGGGCUAAAGGGCCUUGA
Messenger RNA from Tarenaya hassleriana, 1747 nucleotides. Its product is annotated as WAT1-related protein At4g16620. The record is from RefSeq and is a predicted model, not a curated record. Bases 800 to 1747 code for a protein of 315 amino acids. NCBI's taxonomy places the organism in Eukaryota, Viridiplantae, Streptophyta, Magnoliopsida, Brassicales, Cleomaceae. Gene Ontology annotation, molecular function: transmembrane transporter activity. Gene Ontology annotation, cellular component: plasma membrane. The transcript has 7 exons.